Messenger RNA from Loa loa (African eye worm), 2720 nucleotides. RefSeq lists its product as hypothetical. Bases 20 to 2395 code for a protein of 791 amino acids. The record is from RefSeq and is a predicted model, not a curated record. The transcript is spliced from 16 exons. Gene Ontology annotation, molecular function: GTP binding. NCBI's taxonomy places the organism in Eukaryota, Metazoa, Nematoda, Chromadorea, Rhabditida, Onchocercidae.
GUGCACGGUAGUUAUCAUUAUGUUGUAUGGAACAAUUCGGAUUUUAAAAUCGUCUCCGUUUUCAUUAUUAUUUGCACGGCAGCGAACGCAUCCACUUGGUGGACGUUUACGACGAAAAACAAAAACUAUUCAAAAUAUUCCGGCAAAAGCACUUUCGGUUUCGAAAAUUAAUGAAUUAAUGCGGAAACGGUUGGAAACUUCAUGGUAUGGGAAUCAGGCAUCUACUUCGGAGAUGGAUUUGGAUUCUUUAUCUGCUGAUAGAUAUUUGGAGAUAAAUGCCAGUAAGUAUACUUCGCUUGUUACAUUUCGGCAGGCUAAGAAAGAGAAAGGCGACUGCGGAAAGAAAGAAUUGACAACUGAGCAUGAUUAUGAAGAUAAUGAUUUCCUAUUAGCUGGUUCUUUUCUGUUGAAAGCUGAUUCAACUGUUUCAAAAAACCCUGUGGAAAAUUCGUCGACACUUCCAAAGUUUUCUGGUUUCGAUCGUGGGUUUUACAUUUACGGAGAUAGUUUUGUUGACGAAUUUGUUGUUGGUUCAACGGCGGAUAUACCUGGUGGUGAACUGGAAAAUAUUGAUGAUGAAGCCGUAGUUCGUUAUGGUGCCGAAGAUGCUAUUGAAGAAAUUGAUUUUCAACUUCCAGGACAAAGUAGCAAUCCACAGAAUAAUGUACUGGAAGAGGAGGAUGACGAAUUUUUCGAUAACUGCGGUACAGUUGAUCCAACAGUACCCUCUUCAAAUAAGCUUUGCGGCGCUUGCGGAGCGAAUUUCCAUUGUCGGGAUGCUUCUCUGCCAGGUUUUGUACCCGCAGAGAUUUUUUUGAAAUUGAAUGACUAUAAUGAUCAGUUGUGCCGCAGGUGCUACAUGCUUAAAAAGCAUAAUUUUUUGCUGAAUGUUAAUGUUUGUGAAGUGGAUUAUCGCUCGAUGAUGAAACAUUUAAAACUGAAACAGGAAGCGCUAAUAAUACUUGUUGUCGAUAUGUGUGACUUACCAGGAUCAAUUUAUUCUGAAUUGCCCAAGAUAAUUGGUUAUCAGAAACCUAUGAUUGUUGUUGGAAAUAAGGUCGACCUAUUGCCGCCAGAUGCGCGUCGUGGUUUUUUGCGUCACUUCCGACAGAUUUUGCACAAUUUAUUGAGGGAAACAGGAUUUGUUGAUAAUUUCAACAUUUUACACACUUCACUUAUUAGCGCGAAAACAGGAUAUGGUGUCGAAGAUCUUAUUACUAACAUAUAUCUAAGAUUUUCAACUCGAGACACUUUGCGAAAUGAUAUGUAUUUAGUCGGUUGUACAAAUGCAGGAAAAUCAACACUUUUCAACGCAUUGCUGCAGUCCGACUUAUGCAAAGUGCGUGCUGUAGAUCUCGUAGAACGUGCGGCUACAACUCCAUGGCCUGGUACUACCAUUUCAUUAUUAAAAUUUCCAGUAAUGAAUCCUUCGCCACAUAAACUGGAAAUCAGGCGACGACGAUUAUUAGCGAAUCAAGCUUGGCAAAAGAAGGAGGACCGUAUGCGAUAUAAUCUUUAUAAGCAGUCAGGUGAUGUAAAGUAUGCAAUGUUGCAAUCUACCGUUGGGAAUUCAUUCAAGGACCGUGAAGAAGAAUUACAACCACCAGCUUUUCGUUCCAUACUUACCGAUUCUGAAGCAACGGACAAACCAAAACGACUUUUUGAUCCAAACUCAUUUGUUUUCGCGAAGGGAAAAUGGUGUUUUGAUACUCCUGGAACUGUCAAUUCUGAUCAGAUCCUGAAUUUAUUCACUUUGGAUGAGCUAAUUGCUGUUUUACCUCGGACAAUGAUUUUGCCGCGAACAUUUAUCAUGCAUUCAGACGAAUCACUUCUCGUUGCUGGCGUUGCGCAGAUCGAUGUAAUCAGUUUACCGAUGACUGCAAAACCUGCUUCGGAUAGAGAUUAUCCAGAAAGACGACCAUGUGCUCUACUGACAGUAUUUGCCAGUGAACAGCUGCCGGUUUUCAUAAGAAAAACAUCUGAAAUUGCUGCUUUCCGUGACAAAUAUUUGGGUAGUUCCCUUCUUGUUGUUCCUGCUGGUAACGCAGAAAGAAUAGCCCGAUUUCCGGAUCUUAAGGGCAAUGAGAUGGUCUUGGAAAGUCCCGGAUCAUGGAAAGGUUGCGGAGAUGUGGUACUUUCUUCUCUGGGUUGGGUGUGUGUGACAUCUCGACGUGGAGAAGUUCGCUUACAAGCUUAUACGCCUGAGGGACGUGGUUUAUUUCUACGGAAGCCAGCUCUUUUGCCAUUCUGUGCACAACUUCGUGGACCACGUAUAGGUGGUACGGCCGCGUAUAAGGUAAAACGACCUAUACUACUUGAUCCAGAUUCAUCACGGAAGCAAAGGAAACGAAAAUCUUCCAGUAAAGGAUCUGUUAAAUUUGUGAAUUUAUUUUAAUUCCGUUUAAAAGUAUUGGUUUUAUAGUUAAAUGGCCUAGUGAUAUUUAAAUUUUAAUAACUCGAAUUUUCGUUUCUUCUUUAGCUUUCAGUAUAAGUCUUUUAGGACUUAAAUAACUUUUUUUCUAGGAUUAAAAUAAGUUGAUACGUUGUAUACGUAUCACACUGCUCUUGCUUGUAUGAUCUAUUUUUUGUUUUAUUGAUUCUUGCUACACUGAUUGUUUUGCAACAAAUUGAUUAUCCUUGCUCAGUUUUUUUUUUUCCUUGUAAUAUUAGAUAUGAACAGCCUAUUUAAUAGAUGAAAUAAUCAAGAAUUUUUAUCACAG